Molecule: messenger RNA, 372 nt
Organism: Cylindrotheca closterium
Lineage: Eukaryota; Bacillariophyta; Bacillariophyceae; Bacillariales; Bacillariaceae
Source: the annotation of a GenBank genome assembly
AUGAGAUACAUGCACUCUACCAAGAAAUGGCAUCUCACGCUGAGCGCUGACAACCUUUGUGUAAUGAAGUGGUAUGUUGAUGCAUCUUUUGCGGUUCACCCUGACUUCAAGAGUCAUACAGGAGGAGUGAUGACCAUGGGUGGCGGAGCUAUGCAGGCUAUGUCCAAGAAACAGAAGCUAAACAGCCGCAGCAGUACACAUGCGGAACUAAUCGGAGUAGAUGAUGCGAUCACACAAGUGUUGUGGACACGCAUGUUCAUGGAAGAACAGGGUGAUCCGAUUGAGAAGAAUAUCUUGUACCAAGACAAUAUGAGCUCUAUUCUCCUCGAAAGAACGGGAGAUCGAGUCCAGGAAAGAGAAGCCGCACAUUGA